CUCAUGAAAAAGCCCUUGCAAUUCGAGAACAAUCACUUCCUCCCAAUCAUCCUGAUUUGGCUAAAUCCUAUAACUACAUUGGUAAUGUGAAUUCCCACAUGGGUAAUUAUCCGAAAGCACUUUCUUAUUAUAAAAAAGCUCUUCAAAUUUGGCAGCGAUCACUUCCUCCCAAUCAUCCUGAUCUAGCUAUGUUCUACAACAACAUUGGUAAUGUGCAUGAUACCAUGGGUAGUUACCCAGAAGCACUUUCAUCUCAUGAAAAAGCCCUUGCAAUUCGAGAACAAUCACUUCCUCACAAUCAUCCUCAUUUGGCUAAAUCCUACAACAACAUUGGUAAUGCGCAUAACCACAUGGGUAAUUAUCCGAAAGCACUUUCUUAUUAUGAAAAAGCUCUUGAGAUCAGUCAACAAUCACUUCCUCCCAAUCAUCCAGAUCUGACUAUGACCUACAACAACAUUGGCUUAGCGUAUUCCCGCAUGGGUAACUAUCCGAAAGCAUUUUCUUAUUAUGAUAAAGCUCUUCAAAUUUGGCUGCAAUCAUUUCCUCCUAAUCAUCCUGAUCUGGCUAUGUGCUACAACAACAUUGGGUCAGCGCAUGCCAGCAUGGGUAAGUAUCCAGAAGCACUUCCUUAUUAUGAAAAAGCCCUUGCAAUUCGAGAACAAUUACUUCCUCCUAAUCAUCUUGAUUUGGCCAAAUGUUAUAACAACAUUGGUGUAGUGUAUGAGAACAUGGAUAAUUGUCCCACAGCACUUUCUUAUUAUGAAAAAGCCCUUGAAAUCCGACAACAAUCACUUCCUACCAAUCAUUUAGAUCUGACUAUGUCAUUCGACAACAUUGGGUCAGCGCAUAACAGCAUGGAUAAUUAUCCGAAAGCACUUUCGUCUUAUGAAAAUGCUCUUGAAAUUCGACAACAAUCACUCCCUCCCAAUCAUCCUGAUUUGGCUGUAUCCUAUAACAAAAUUGGUAAUAUACAUAAACACAUGAGUAAUUAUCCGAAAGCACUUUCUUAUUAUGAAAAAGCCCUUGGAAUUUGGCAGCAAUCGUUUUCUUCCAAUCAUCCUUAUUUGGCUAAGUCUUACAAUAACAUUGGUGACGUGCAUAACCACAUGGGUAACUAUUCAGAAGCAGUUUUAUUUUACGAAAAAGCUCUUGAAAUUCAACAACAAUCACUUCCUUCCAAUUAUCCUGAUGUAGCUAGGUCCUACAACGAUAUUGGUAAUGUGCAUCACAGCAUGGGUAAUAAUUCAAAAGCCCGUACAUUUAAUGAACAUGCUAUAGAAAUUGAAGAACAAUUGCCACCUUCAAAUCAUCCGGAUCUUCGAAAAUGUAGAAAUAACCUCGAAGAUUGA
Messenger RNA from Adineta steineri, 1349 nucleotides. Lineage: Eukaryota; Metazoa; Rotifera; Eurotatoria; Adinetida; Adinetidae. The record is from the annotation of a GenBank genome assembly.